UGUAACUGGGUGGGAACAUCCGGAGUGUGUUGGAGUGCUUUGUCUUGUGUUUGUAUAGCCUAUGAUUUGCAUCUUAAUCUACCCCAACAAGAUAUAAUGAGAGAACACUUAAUGGGCUUUCGAGUGUCAUUCUGAUCAACUCCUUUGUCUUUCUUCGUGUACCUUCAUUCCAAUAAUCAAAGUUUAGGGUCCAGAAUGGGCAGAAAGACCCAACAAGCCAGGUUUUCAAAGAGUUUGGCAAGCGACGAGUGAUUAAAAGUGACGUCAGCUGUCAUUUCUACCGGAACUGGCAGAGUUCAGCAUACCGCUACUUCCGGUUAAUACAGUUUUAUCACAAGAAGGGCUCGAAGGUUGGAUUACAAUAGAGAGAGAAUAAUCAGGUUGAGCGAAAUAAAUUACUCAAACAAACCAACACAAAAGGACGCAACAGAAAGGGUGAAGUUUUCGAAUCAUUUUAAUGACUAGUUAACCGAGACUUAUUAAAUUGCCAGUUACGCAAGACAAAGUCCUCUCAAGAGCGGCUGAAAAACAUUCGUUCAAGUAAACAUUCCGACAGAUCGCUGAUCAGGAUAUUUCAAGGAUACAUCAGUUGAUGUGGACACAAGCUUUAAAAUCCCUCUUUGAGUCAUUACUGGAAGCUGCGCCCCAGUUUUAUUACAGUGCUGUACCCCGGUGCCAUCACAUCAAUGGACUGCGAUUGGGAAGUCAGGUUUUGUCAUCAUCAUUGGUUUUAAACCAAGGAAAUUCGCGGGAAAGUGUGGUUUAGAGAAGAACAAGUGAUUGGCACAGAACAUAAAGGAAACGAGUUUCGCAAGGCCGCUCAUCGGAAGUUCCACGCAAGCUAAGAGGGACCAAUCCCAUUAUAAUAAACCUCUCUCUACGCGAUAUUCAUUUAUUCCUUUCAGUAAUUUCCGUGAAAACCGUCACUUAAGCAGAGAUACAUUUCUCGAAGAAACAUCACUAACAACUUGACUACGAACACAAUUGCACCUCAAAUCUCUCGGUUGGGGUGAGUGAACAUGAAAAGUGAAAGAAUCAAAGGGCUUUCGUCAACGCCGAGUUACAAUUAUUAUACGUCGUUCUCAGUAAAGACAUUACCACGAGAAAAAGACUGUACGGAUUUUUCGACUACUACGACUGAUGAAAGUGAUGUUGAGGAAUACUAUCCAUUUGUUAUUGGACGAGGGAAAUCGUUCCAAAUAGUUGAUCCUAAAGUUUAUAAGCAACUUCGUAAAAAUAAUAUUCGUCAAUCUAAAAAUAUUCGUAUCGCGGACUGUGCGAAGAAAACAUCAACAAAGUCAAAGAGUACGGAGAUCAAAUCUAGUGUGACCAGUGAGAGCGAAGACGAGUAUUGCGAACUUUCGGCGCUUUCAAAAUCGCCGGCACCUUUGCUACCGCCGAGAAAACUCACACAAGUUCAUAAAGAUUAUCCUAAAGACUCUGUGAAAACUGUUACUGGUUUUGAAAAACGACGUCAAAAUGAAUAUUAUGACCCAAAACAGUGUAUGGUGCAGUUUAAUUCUAAUUCUUCGACCGUGACAACAAACGUUGUCAGCUCAGCUGAUGUACUGAAAAAAAGCUCAUGGAAGGACCAUAGUGAAAAAACUAUCGAACAAGAGGACUGUUAUGAACCCUCAAGGAAAUGCUUUUGUGGACUUGACACAGAUGAGGCUGUGGACUAUGCUACGUGUAUGUGUUGUGUCAAAGGAUUGUUUUAUCAUUGUACGAAGGAUUCCGAGGAUGAGGGCCGAAUCGCUGAUGACCCUUGCUCUUGUAGCGGACCUCUGAAAACAUGUAUUCCACGAUGGGGUUGCUUGGCUGUGUUUUCUGUGUUUUUACCCUGUUUAUGGUGCUUCUUACCCAUAACGGGAUGUCGGAAAGCAGCCAAAUGUGUUUCUUGUAAGAAAAAGAAACAAAAAAGCAAAUCCCCAAAAAAUGGAACGAAAAACCUUGACUUCAUAAGUCAGAAACAGCGACAAUAAUAAUGGUAAUUUUUAUAAAAUCGUUAAAUUGUAAUUGGUAAUUUUAUUAGAAAUGAACAACAUUCAGCGUAAUUGUAGAAAAAGUAAUGUCAAGAAAGACAAUUCUUAUUAGAUUUUUUUUCUAGUUUUUUUAAGGUAUCGAUCUAGAUUGAAUUUUACUUGUUGUUGACAGCUAUCAUUGUCAAAAUGACUUUUCUAUUUAUCAAAAGAACUGUCAGUAAUUGAAAAAGUAUUUACACAACACGCUGAUAGAUAUAAUUUAUGUAAAGAAGGCUUAAAGAAGGUUUCAGUUGAUUUUUAAGCGUCUUUUAGAGUUUCCGAGAUUUAAUUCAUUUGAUCAAAAUUUUUUGAUAAAAGCUGAAAUGAGGGAAAAGGGACUCGUGUUUAUAAUUUUGAAAAAAAAUCGCUACCAUUUUCAAGUUCUUAUUCUAAUCCUGAAAAUAUAUGUAAAUAGGCAUUUUUAUAUCAAAACGUUAAGUUAUAUCAGGAUAUAAUUUAUACUAUCGAGUAAUCAUAUAUUUAUAAGAAUACAAGAAAAUAACAGUGCUAUCGUCGCACUUUGGAAUCAUUUAUUUUAUUAGUUGAACAAGUCAAUAACCCAGAAAAUCCCUAUGGUGUAUUAUUGUUGGCUUCAAAAGUAUAGAUUAUUUGAUAUCAAGAUAUAGAAUUAAAUUCAAUAUAAUAUUAAACAUUUCAGUUAUUAAUA
Messenger RNA from Actinia tenebrosa (Australian red waratah sea anemone), 2688 nucleotides. RefSeq lists its product as uncharacterized. Gene Ontology annotation, biological process: animal organ development; negative regulation of MAP kinase activity; negative regulation of Ras protein signal transduction. NCBI's taxonomy places the organism in Eukaryota, Metazoa, Cnidaria, Anthozoa, Actiniaria, Actiniidae. The record is from RefSeq and is a predicted model, not a curated record. Gene Ontology annotation, cellular component: cytosol; membrane.